Helobdella robusta is the source of this 450-nucleotide messenger RNA. RefSeq lists its product as hypothetical. NCBI's taxonomy places the organism in Eukaryota, Metazoa, Annelida, Clitellata, Rhynchobdellida, Glossiphoniidae. Gene Ontology annotation, molecular function: DNA binding; zinc ion binding. The transcript has a single exon. The record is from RefSeq and is a predicted model, not a curated record. Bases 1 to 450 code for a protein of 149 amino acids.
AUGUUUAGUUUCUGCAAAUCUGGGUGUGGAUUUUAUGGCAGCUCCUCAACUGAUGGUUAUUGCUCGAAGUGCUACAAUGAGAAACUUCUGAAGAAUCUUGAUGUAGAGAGCAAGCAGUCUGUUGAUGGUGAUUGUCUGGCUACAACAUUUUGCGACGUGUCAAUAAAAGAAAAAACGCUAGACGUUGGUGAUUUCAACGCUUCAAACGAAGAGAAGAAAUCAACAGACGAUGCUCCAACCACAAAAGUGAAAGAGAAGAGUAACAAGUGCCACAUCUGCAAGAAAAGAGUGGGACUGACAGGGUUCGAUUGCAGGUGUGGCGGGCUAUUCUGUGGUCUGCACCGAUACUCAGACACCCAUCAAUGCACCUUUGAUUAUAAGGAAGAAGCGAGAAAGGAGAUCGCAAUGAAAAAUCCAAAAGUUUCCAGAUCGAAAAUAGAAAAGAUUUAG